GGCAAGGUCACAGAGUGAUGUCAUGGUCAUGUGACUGCUGCCUGUACUCAUUCCCUCUGCUUCCCUGGUAUUAACAGUCUGAAACGCAAAUUGUGCAACCUGCCUCCAGCUCACCGGCACGGAGACCUGAGCAGAAAAAUUUUGUCCCGAUGGCUGACUCUACUCCACUCCUCUCCCCGGACUGGGACCCCGCGGCCGCAGAAGCCUUGCUUCGGGACGUGUUUGGGAUUGUUGUGGAUGAAGUCGUUUGGAAAGGGACCAGUGCCUCUGAGAAGGUCUGUGAGUGGAAGGAGCCGGAGGAGCUGAGGCAGCUGCUGGACUUGGAGCUGCGGAGCCAGGGGGAGUCGAAGGAGCAGAUCCUGGCGCGGUGCCGGGCUGUGAUCCGCUACAGCGUGAAGACCUGUCACCCUCACUUCUUCAACCAGCUCUUCUCAGGCUUGGAUCCCCAUGCUCUGGCCGGGCGUAUUGUCACCGAGAGCCUCAACACCAGCCAGUACACGUAUGAAAUCGCCCCCGUGUUUGUCCUCAUGGAAGAAGAGGUGCUGACAAAGCUCCGGGCGCUGGUGGGCUGGAGCUCUGGGGACGGGGUCUUCUGCCCUGGCGGCUCUAUCUCCAACAUGUAUGCCGUGAACCUGGCCCGCUAUCAGCGCUAUCCCGACUGCAAGCAGAGGGGCGUCCGGGCACUGCCGCCCCUGGCCCUCUUCACAACGAAGGAGUGUCACUACUCCUUCAAAAAAGGAGCUGCUUUCCUGGGACUUGGCACCGACAGUGUCCGAGUGGUCGAGGCAGAUGAGAGAGGGAAGAUGAUCCCUGAGGAUCUGGAGAGGCAGAUCAGUCUGGCCGAAGCUGAGGGUGCUGUGCCGUUCCUGGUCGUUGCCACCUCUGGGACUACUGUUCUGGGGGCCUUCGACCCCCUGGAAGCAAUUGCCGACUUGUGCCAGCGUCGCGGACUGUGGCUGCACGUGGACGCCGCCUGGGGUGGAAGCGUCCUGCUGUCACAGACGCAUAGACAUCUUCUGGAUGGGAUCCAGAGGGCUGACUCGGUGGCCUGGAACCCCCACAAGCUCCUCGUAGCAGGCCUGCAGUGCUCAGCUCUUCUCCUCCGUGACACCACGAACCUGCUCAAGCGCUGCCACGGGUCGCAGGCCAGCUACCUCUUCCAGCAGGACAAGUUCUACGACGUGGCCCUGGACACGGGAGACAAGGUGGUGCAGUGCGGCCGCCGUGUGGACUGUCUGAAGCUGUGGCUCAUGUGGAAGGCACAGGGCGGGCAGGGGCUGGAGCGGCGUGUCAACCAGGCCUUCGCCCUUGCCCGAUACCUGGUGGAGGAGAUGAAGAAGCGGGAAGGAUUUGAGUUGGUCAUGGAGCCGGAGUUUGUCAACGUGUGUUUCUGGUUUGUGCCUCCCAGCCUGCGGGGCAAGCAGGAGAGUCUGGAUUACAGCGAAAGGCUGGCUAAGGUGGCCCCGGUCCUCAAGGAGCGCAUGGUGAAGGAGGGCUCCAUGAUGAUCAGCUACCAGCCCCACGGGACCCGGGGCAACUUUUUCCGCCUGAUCGUGGCCAACCCGGCCCUGACCCAGGCCGACAUGGACUUCCUCCUCAAUGAGCUGGAACGGCUUGGCCAGGACCUCUGAGUCUCCUCUUCUCCGCCGGCCUUCGCACCUCCUUCCCCCCGCUGGCUCUGUAGUCCCUCCCUGUGUUCUCAGGACCCAUCUUUUUAGGAAACAGCAGCCUGUUUAUGUCCUUUGGCCUACUAACUCUCCUAUUCAAUAUCUGACAUUAGGAGAAUGUUUAAUGAACUGUAGUAUAUUCCUAUGAUGGAAUGUUAGGCUGCUUUUAGAAUUACGUUUACAAAAAGGGUGUUUAGUGAUACGAGAAAAAUAAUUUUAAUAUAAUGUUGAAAAAUCUGG
Molecule: messenger RNA, 1907 nt
Organism: Pipistrellus kuhlii (Kuhl's pipistrelle)
Lineage: Eukaryota; Metazoa; Chordata; Mammalia; Chiroptera; Vespertilionidae
Gene: CSAD
Product: cysteine sulfinic acid decarboxylase
Exons: 15
Coding region: 150-1631 (493 amino acids)
Biological process (GO): carboxylic acid metabolic process
Cellular component (GO): cytoplasm
Molecular function (GO): sulfinoalanine decarboxylase activity; pyridoxal phosphate binding
Source: RefSeq, a predicted model, not a curated record